Molecule: messenger RNA, 1734 nt
Organism: Trypanosoma theileri
Lineage: Eukaryota; Euglenozoa; Kinetoplastea; Trypanosomatida; Trypanosomatidae
Exons: 1
Coding region: 1-1734 (577 amino acids)
Source: RefSeq, a predicted model, not a curated record
AUGUGUGCAGCACCUUCUAUGGUAUCUGUUCUUCCGUCACCUUCUGUGGCUUUGCAGUACCGCGUUAACGAAGGCUCUGAAUGUGAUGGUGAGGGGACAGUCAUUCCAGUAGAACAAGAAGAAGAUCAACAACAACAACAACAACAAGGCGAUUGGUUGCAAGAGGAAGGAGGAGAAAAACAAAAUGAAGAAAAUGGAUUUUCUGUCAGUAAUAAAACCCCUGGAAUUGAACAUGAGAAAGCGGAUUCAGCUGUAUAUUCCCUUUGUGAAGGUUCAACACCUCUUAUUCAUACCUCAUUACUUCAUAAAGCUACAGAGACCGCUGCAGAUGAAGUGACGGUGGUUGAAGGUUUUAAUAACGACUUAAUGGGAGUAGAUUGGGAUAAGGUUAAUCGUGAAACGGAAAAACGUUUAGUUGAAGAGUCGAGUAAUGGACGAAAUGUUGUCAGUGAGAGGAAUAAACCUAUUCCUUUUUUGGAAGCUGCAGAAUUACUAAAAAAAGAUACAUCUUCAUGGGAACCAUACCUUAUACCUAAUCGUUAUAAUGAAAGGGAUUCCAGAAAUUGUUUGACAGCAAUUUUAUAUAGAAUUUUUGGAGGAUCUGACUGCUGUUUAUCGCUGUCUUCAAGAUAUAAUGAUGAUAUUGACACUGCCAAUAAUAGUGGAAGAGGAGGAGGAGGAGGAGGAGGAGGUGCUGGUGGUAAUAGUUAUAGUAGUAGUGUUAAUAGUGAGACGAUAGAGCGUAUAUUACAACGGGAUAUAGAUUUUACCCUAACCUUACCGUCUGUACCGUUUGAUCAUGGUCAAAUCAUACAUCGCAGAUUACUUGUAACUGUUCACAAUGGUUUAUUAUAUCCUAAAAGUCGUAGUAAUGGUGGUACGGGUGGUAGUAGUACUCACACUGGUGCGAUGGAUUGGGAUAGAAUAGGUUUUCAGGGUAGUGAUCCCGCUACAGAUCUUCGUUCUACUGGUCUUCUUGGACUUUUACAACUUGUUUAUUUGAUUGAGUACUACAGUGAAUUUGCUGCUUGUCUCUGGGAGACAUGUAAUUCAAAUGAUGCUGAGGGUGAUGUUUUUACAAAACUUCCAUUCGUUUUAAUUGGAUUUAACUUCUCUGCGAUGCUUCUUGAACGUUUAAGAGAUAAUACAUUCCGGUCAGAUCUCAUACAUCGUGCUCGACGUAUGUGUACUACAGGAAAAAGUUCAUCACAUCUCAGAACCAACUCUAACAAUACGAGUCAUCUCUGGUGUGAAUUCCCUAUGUUGUUUGUCUGUUGUGAAUAUCUUGUGGGUUCUCUUUUUCUCUUUUGGGAGCGAUGGUUGCAACUUCGACAACAACGUGGGGGUAAACCACCCACUAUUCGUGAGUUUGGUGUAGUGAAGGUGGCAUUGUGUUCAAAGAUGAAAACCAGUGGUGUACAAUAUGUAUUGGAUACGUGUACAAAAGCUCAUGAUCCCUCCGUUAUUUGUUCCCGCUACGCUGUUGGUAGUGUUAGUGUUGGUGCUGAAGAGAAUACAACGAUGGUAAGAGUACAGACAGAUGAUAUCGUUUGUAAUUCUACUUGUUUAGGGCCAACAGGGAAGGAGGAGGAGGGGGAGGAAGAUCAGGAAUUGUUAGAACGAAAGGAUAAUGAGAAGGAAAGUCAGGAAGAGGAAAAACAACAAAAACAAAAAGAACAACAAAAACAAAAAGAACAGAAAAAAGAGGAAGAGGAAGAAGAAGAAGAAGAAUAG